AUGUCAAACCUGUUGCUUAUUACCGAGUCGGAACUGGUUCGAGGACCAUUAAUUGGUUCUGGCGCUUUUGGCACGGUUUAUCAGGGCUUUUGGUAUCCACAAUGUGCAGCUGGAGUUCGGAUAAAGUCUCAGCUCAUUCAACCUCCUGUUGCCAAGCCCUUUAACCCGGAAGCUUUUGAUUCUGCCUGUUGCAUUCCUCAGCAUUAUAUCGACUUGGCGACGGACGCGACAAGUCAGACGGACGUCGCUAACAGCGUGUCUCUUUGCGACUUUAUGUCGAAACCAAGCAGUUCUGACCAAAACUUUAGUUUGCAGGCCAAUUCAACUGACCCUGAAAAUAAUAAACUCUUCAAAGUCACCUCAACGACGUCAGAUAAACCGGCGUGUACAUCAUCGUCCAAAGAGAUGGACCUUUUGCAAGCAAACAAAUGUCCUUUGAGCUGGUCUGAUCGAGCCCCAAAUAGCUGUGACAGUUCGCAAUUUCAAUGGCCCAACGAGACUCCUCAAGACGGUUAUUUGGUUCCAGUUGGGCAAGGCGCGUCGAAGACAACAAACUCCAGCCUUCAGUACGGCAGUAUGUCAGUUUCCAUGGCAACAGGACAGUCUGAGACGAGCCUCAGCUUAUCCGCAUCACCAAGGCACAACUCGCCCUCUGCCGAAGGAUGGAGCACAUUAGAGAAAGAUGCAAAAAAAGGUUUCAAAGUUUCGUGGCCAAGAGAAGCUCUUCAAACGGUCUCAUGUAUUCCAGUCGCCAUAAAAGUCCUUAACGAUACCCAAUCUGCAAGAAAUUCAAAAGAGCUGCUCGAAGAGGCUCGUGUAAGUCCGUUGAACACAAGUGAAGCAUAA
Protopolystoma xenopodis is the source of this 846-nucleotide messenger RNA. The record is from the annotation of a GenBank genome assembly. Lineage: Eukaryota; Metazoa; Platyhelminthes; Monogenea; Polystomatidea; Polystomatidae.